UCGUUAGUUCCUAAGUAUUUGCAUGGAUCCAAUCAUGAAUCCAACGCCCUCUGAGGCACAUCCUGAAACCUUAGAUUUUCUUUCUCGCACUUGGUGCAACUUUGCAGUUCAAGCUCUCCAGCCAGAGCUGCCAGACCAAUCAAUCGUUCUCCUAGACAACUCGAUCAAGAAAUUUGAUUGCGACAUGAAAUCUCAUCUCUCGAAGAUGGAAAAUAGUGUGAAAAUGGAUGACACAGACUUCAAGUCUCUACCACCAUGGAAAUCCAAUGAUUUGAAGUCAUGGAUUUGGAUGCAACAAGCAAUGCAUCCUGAAUUAAACUACAACAAUUGUUUCCGGAAGAAAUGGUUUUCAUGGAAGAUAGUGCCAUUUAAGACCAUUUCAAUCAAGAAAUGGUUGAAAGAGAUAAAGCAAAAGAGAAAAGAAGAAGAUAGGCUAGUAAGGGCAGAAGUACAUGCAGCUAUAUCAGUGGCAGGGGUAGCUGCAGCCCUAGCUGCAAUUGCUGCUGAGAACUCCAGAAAAGAUGAAUCUGGUGGUACCACCACUACCAAGGAGGACGCUGUGGCCUCUGCGGCGGCUCUGGUGGCCGCACAAUGCGCCCAGGUCGCAGAAGCAAUGGGAGCAAAGAGGGAGCAGCUUAGCAAUGUAAUAGGCUCAGCCAUGAGUGGUACAAGUGCAAGUGACAUCCUUACUCUCACUGCAGCCGCCGCAACAUCAAUAAAAGGAGCUUCAACACUUAAAGCAAGAACAGGAAUAUGCAAGAACAGAUUAAAUGGAAGUGCACCAGUGCUACCCAUUGAGGAAAACACACAACUUGAUUUCGACUUCGACAAAUGUAGAUCAAUACUUGCCCGUGGCACUCAGCUCCACGUUCAAACACCAGAUGGAAAUUUUGGAGUAAAAUCAGUGUCUAUCAUCCUAAACAGCCAAUCGAAGGUUAUACUAAAGAUAAGAAAGCUCAAUUUGUUGAAAUCCAAGAAGGAAAGUAUUGUACUGGAUGUGCAUGCUGAGUUGUAUAAAGAUUCAGAAGGUGAUGAUGAAGAUGAUACAUGCUAUCUUAUCGCAUUAACAACUAAUCAAGGGAUAAUCAAGCUAGACAUGGGUGACGAUUAUCAUCGUUACAAGAUCUGGGCAUCAACCAUUAAUCAUAUGCUCAUGCUUUCUACUUCUUUUUCAAAAUAUGAGCUUCAAUUCUACAAAAACUGAAUGUAAUUGCUUAUUAAAAAAAAAAAAAAUUGUGA
Molecule: messenger RNA, 1239 nt
Organism: Hevea brasiliensis (rubber tree)
Lineage: Eukaryota; Viridiplantae; Streptophyta; Magnoliopsida; Malpighiales; Euphorbiaceae
Product: VAN3-binding protein
Exons: 8
Coding region: 23-1204 (393 amino acids)
Source: RefSeq, a predicted model, not a curated record